Papaver somniferum (opium poppy) is the source of this 561-nucleotide messenger RNA. RefSeq names its product peamaclein-like. The record is from RefSeq and is a predicted model, not a curated record. The coding region runs from base 94 to 387 and encodes 97 amino acids. The transcript is spliced from 2 exons. NCBI's taxonomy places the organism in Eukaryota, Viridiplantae, Streptophyta, Magnoliopsida, Ranunculales, Papaveraceae.
UCACCUCACACUUCAUACACUCACUCAGACACACUGAUCUCUAGUUACUUAGCUCCUUGAGAGUUCAAAGUAUUCUUUUAGAAAAGAGAAAAGAUGAAGAUUUUCCUUGUUGCUUUGGUAUUUUCAUCUCUAGUCUUGAGCGCUACAUUUCUAGUUCAGACUACUUCUGCAGCUUCUGGCCCUGUUGAUACAUCACUCCUCAGUUUCUGCAACUCCAAGUGUGCGGAUAGGUGCGCAGUAGCAGGAGUGAAGGAUCGUUGCUUGAACUACUGUGGAAUCUGUUGCAAAGAGUGCAAGUGCGUUCCCCAUGGAACUUACGGAAACAAAGAUGACUGCCCAUGCUACAGAGACAAGAAAAACUCCAAGGGCAAAGGCAAAUGCCCAUAAAAAAAAUGAUACCAGCAACAAUGACCAUGAAGAUCUAGAGACAGAGAAGGAAGGGUCGCUUGCUUUUCUUUAUUGAUUAAAUCUGUCACUGUUUGCUACUGCACAUUACUGUAUUGCUGGUUGUUGUUGUUUCUAAUUCUAUGGGUAAUAAUAAAUGAGAGUUUUAAUAAUCUU